CGUCACAGACAACAUUUUAUUUGACGAAGUCAAUGAAAUGGCUGCAACUAUACAUUUGUUCUUGUUCCUUCUGCUCCGAUACCUGAGUCUGUGUAGUUCUGAUACUUAUAGCGUAAAGAUAAGCACAGAUGAACAUGUCAACGUGGUGGACACAAGGUUCCUGAGUUUCACUAUAGACCCCAAGUAUUUAUUUUCUAGCAGCGACAAGUAUAGCAGCAAAGAAUGCAUCUGCAUGGCGGCAUCACUAACACCAUCCUACCUCCGAAUAGCUGGCCCAUCCACAGCGCACAUGACCUUCCACAACACCACUAUCUCCAUCAACGAUGUCGAUUUCCCUGACAAAGACCUCCUCAGGUCCACCUUUGAUGUCCUGGCCUUCGAUACUGAUGUUCCUCAGAAACUUGGUGACCACCACCAAACUAGGAACUUGGCAGUGUCUCAUAGACAGUGGAGGAAGUUCGUCCAGUGGGCCAAGUCCACUGGUUUCGACCUGGUAUUCGCUCUGAACAAUGAGGAGAGAACUGCGGCCGGUAUGUGGGAUCCUAAUACGGCACUGAAUAUUCUGACCGUGGCUGAGAAGGUCAAAGUUGGGGAUAUCUUCUGGGAGCUCGGUUAUGAAUGUAGGAAUCAGUCAAUAGAUGAAUACUUGAAUGACCUUGAGACUCUGCGCGCCAUCACGGAGACCUUCCCUCCCGGUCGCACGGAGCAGUGGAAGGUGGUGGGCGGUGACGUCACCAAGUGUCUGCAGGCAGAGUCUAAGAGUGACUUCAAGGAUUACCUGACGCUGUCCAACGAUAUGAUGGACGCCUUGCUGUUAAAUGGUAACUCUUCAUCGCAUGAACUAAAGCGUAUGAGUGAGCGUGAUCGUUUGAAGCUACUGCGGUUCUUCUCCCGGAGUCAGACUCCACUCUGGUUGACGGAGACCAAUCAGAAGCAGCACAGCGACUUGGAAAGAGCUGCUGAUUGGUUGGCUAGUCUUGGCUACUCAGCUAAAAAUGGAUUUGCUGUACAUUUUCGGGAGUUAGAGGAGGAGGAAAUGUAUGAACCUACCCUGAGCUUUUAUAUGGCUCUAUUAUUCAAGAACCUGGUUGGUGAACGAGUACUAAAUAUAGAAAUGGACCCAGAACCAGCAGUUCUCUUUGCACACUGUACAUCGUUGCGUCACAAGCCUGUGCCCGGCGCUGUUACUCUGUUUGGAGCGAACAUGGAUAACGAACCUGCGAGAUUUUCACUGAAAUUAUCAAAGAGGGAGGAAGGUGGCGAUAUCAUGCAGUUCAUUCUGGGAAAUGAUCAUAAUGGGAAUAUAGUAGUAAACGGUCGGCCUAUGUACUAUGAAGGCAACAUAAAACCCAUAGUAAAAAGGGUCCACCCAUAUAAAACUCUUCUCAUCAACUUGCCAGCAAGAUCCUUUGGUUUCUGGGUACUAGCUAACACUAAGAUUGAAGCCUGCCACAACGUGAUUGAAAACAAAACUUUAGUUGAGGCAGAAACAGUCGAUCAUGAAGCUCACAGAGUUAAACGUUCAGUUAACGAUGAUUUUGAUGACUACGCACAUAUAGCUGAUCUUUCAUAUGACUUUGAAGAUAUUGAUACUUAUUUACCCGGCAAUAAUGCUCUUAGAAACAGAAUUAGUGACAUGAAUAGAGAUUUAGAUAAAAUACAAGAUGUUUUCAAAAGAAAUUUGGGUCAAGAUAGAUUCAGAAGGGAUAUCGGUGAUACAAGAUAUGGAAGUAAACUUCGAAAAUAUGGAUUCAGACAUAGAACUAGUAAGAGAUACGACCAAGAAAGAUAUGAACCGAACCCGAGAAAAUUUAUAGAUGAUUUAUUGGAAAGAGCGAGACAGAGAUUAAAUGAUUUGAAAGAACUUCGGUCUAAUAUACCAAGACUAAAUAUAUACAAAAAAAGUAACAAAUAUCCGAAACUUUCCAAGGUGAGGUCAUUUAAAUCUCUGAAAGAAGACAGUCCAGUUUUUGGAGCAAAGAAUAGAAAACCAAAAACGACGAAAACAUUUGCAGAAGAGAGUGAUGAGUUUCUAAAGAAGAUUAACAAGAAAAAUAAAAGUGACGUAAGCAAGAGAACUCCUGAAACUCUGGACAAAAAUACUAAUAAGAAUGAACAUAAGAAGACAGAAUCAGAAGAAGGAACGAACAUUUUGGAAUCUCUAGCGAGAAAGAGAAGGAGUGUUGAUAAUGACGUCGAAGAAACAUCAGCUGAAAAUGAAAUAGACCUCACUGGUAAAAACAAAGCGAAACUCUUAAAACUAUUGAAGAAAUUAGAUGAAGAAUUUGAAGAAACUUCAGAAGAACAGAUGGAAGGUGAUCCUAUUUCCACUGAAGGAAUUAUUUUGAAAACUGAAGUGUCUGAUGAUAGUGCUACAAUCAGGGUCACGGAUUCUAAUCAUGGAGUCAUUAAGACUACUAUGAGAAGUAUGCUGCAUAUGUUGGAAGAUUUCAAUAAGAACUUGAACAAAGUAUGGAAUGCUGUUAAUUUGUUAGAUGAUGUACAGUGAAUAGGUUAGGUUA
This is a messenger RNA of Spodoptera littoralis (African cotton leafworm), 2522 nucleotides long. Lineage: Eukaryota; Metazoa; Arthropoda; Insecta; Lepidoptera; Noctuidae. The record is from the annotation of a GenBank genome assembly.